AUGCUUCUGCUAACAAAUGUCAUCCUUUACACUUUGGUGAAUGCUGCUGCAUAUCAACAAUUCCCGCUAGACACGGAUAAUGCAGUGGUCCAUCAAUUUAUUACAGCCGACGACUGGGCGCUCGACCGGUCGUCGACCACCGACGCCCGCGCCCAAACUGUGCUGCAACAUAUGAACCGACGAGGAAUGUUUACCGCCGUAGUAAUGCCGAAAUCAACCAUGAGCAUAGUCGGCCCGCCGAAAGGUUACGAAACCCCACCCAAAUACGCGCGCGACAACUUAUCGUCGUCCAAAACGCCGUUCCUCCUUACGAACGGCGGGUUUUUUGUGCUUAAUGUGUCACACAAAUUUUUCGACGUGCUGCCCGAUGGCCAGCCGGGUAAACCGCUCCCAGCCACGUUCGAAGGCUGGUCUGUAGGGCCGACGUCGAUUACGCGGGACAUAAUGGAAAUCCCGACUAUUCACAAAGACCAGUACGAAAGGCUUAUAAGCGACGACGGAAGGUCGUUUUUAACUUCCGCACCAAGUUUGAAAAGGCCACUUACAGAGGAGCUCCGUUUUCAGUUUAUUCCCCCCUAUAACCUGAUCCCCGGCGGUAUGUCGACCACGAUUAACCCCAACGAAAGGCUGGUUUUCGUGCAAUUUAGCGAUGUAAAGGUCGUAUUUGCCUAUACAUCCCUUAGGACGAACGCGGUAUCCAUUAACCAUAUGCGCAACCUUAUCGACCUUUUUUUAAAUUUAUAUUUGGAUAAAAAUAUAUCUGGCGCCGCGGUCGCUCUUAACCUCGACGGCGGUGGGAGCGUUUUCCUAGGUUUCCAGGAGCCUGGCCAGCCUAUGAAGGUUAUCGCCCAAGGCUAUCGCGAAGACCACCAAAUUCCUGGCCUUAAACCCAUUAUCCCCGGCUCAGUACGCAAGAUUACUACUAUGGUUAUGCAUCAGCUACCUAGCGGCGGGCGCCAGCCGGUGGAAAUGGCACGCCGAUCGGAAUCCCCCCCUCCUACUCGUCAACGCCCGCGAGCAAAUUAA
This is a messenger RNA of Pyricularia pennisetigena, 1026 nucleotides long. RefSeq lists its product as uncharacterized. Bases 1 to 1026 code for a protein of 341 amino acids. The record is from RefSeq and is a predicted model, not a curated record. Lineage: Eukaryota; Fungi; Ascomycota; Sordariomycetes; Magnaporthales; Pyriculariaceae. The transcript has a single exon.